Molecule: messenger RNA, 1184 nt
Organism: Aspergillus heteromorphus CBS 117.55
Lineage: Eukaryota; Fungi; Ascomycota; Eurotiomycetes; Eurotiales; Aspergillaceae
Exons: 2
Coding region: 54-1058 (334 amino acids)
Biological process (GO): mRNA processing
Cellular component (GO): THO complex part of transcription export complex
Source: RefSeq, a predicted model, not a curated record
CCGGGAUUUGUCCCCAACAAACCAACCAGCACACAUUUUUGCACGCAGUCAGGAUGGCGUCGUACGGGCUACUGGAUCAGUUGGAAGAAGAUGGACUUCACAAGUCCCGCCUCUUGAACGUCGAAGAGAAGCCAUUCAAGCGCAUCUCGAAGCGUCUUCUGAACCAUGAUUCGAUCGUCGUGUCCAAUGCGACCCUCCCCCCUACCCCUCCGCCGGAUGGAACGGACGAUGAAGCCGCCGCAGCGGCCGAGGCGGAGAAACAAAAACGGCUGGAGGAAUGGCGCCAUUUCCGUGAAGACGUGGUUUUGGACUUCGCGGCAUUCGAAGGCAGCAUCGCGCGCAUUCAAUUCCUCCUGACCAGCAACGAGAAAGAGCGCGAGCGGUAUGCGGCGGAAAAGCUUCGAAUUCUCUCCACCAUGCAAUCGGUUCGCGACAACACAACAGAGCUGCGGGUUCAGCUGGGAGAGGCGCAGCGUCUCCUGGCGUUGCGCAAAAGCUACGAUGAACUGGCCGAGAAGAUCACCAGCAACCGGCUCCUCAAGCCGCGGGAAGAUCAACAGGCGAAUCUACAAAAGCUACAGGCGGAGAUCACCGAGCUGGAGAAGGAGAGCACGGAAUACGCGCAGACAUGGUCGGAACGGCGAGAACAAUUCGGUCGCAUCGUCGAAGAAGGAAUGCAACUCCGCCGCCUGAUUCGCGACGAAAAGGAAGAGGUGGAGCGGAGGGAGGGCAUGCAAGAAGGCGAGGAGGGAGAUGAUGGCGAUGAUCCUUCGAAAGGAAAGUCCAGUGGAGCUAACACACCGCGACACGAGUCGGACAGUGCGACGCCUUCCCACCAAGGCCCUGACGAUCUUGGUCGAUCCCCGGCUAGCUUGCAAGUGGAAAGGACGAGCGCGACCGGCGCAGUGUCACCCUUACGACAAGUGACCGCGGUGGAUGAUGGAAAGAAGAGUUCCCCCGAUCAGGACACGGCAAUGGAAGACGAGGGUGAGGUAGAAGAGCUGGAAGAAGGGGAAGAAGUGCAGGAUGAUCGUGCAGACAAAAUGGACACUACCUGAAUUAUCGGAGAUUUUCUACCACUCAUUGAGCAAGGAGUUUGGUCGGUGGCGUUCACAUCAAGGUGACUAUCAAAUUACAUUGAAUUUUUUUUUUGCUUUUCUCAGGAAACUAUCUUGGUACUAGAC